AUGAAAAACCAUGAAAACUAUAUCUCGGAGACGGUGCCCAAGUCGUCGAGGUGCGUCACGGAGGGCGCGACGCACGAUUUCGAGGUGACCAACUACCCGCUGCUCGAGGGCAUGGGCGUCGGAACGUACAUUAGCUCGAGCACGUUCACUGUCGGCGGCUACGACUGGAACAUCAGGUUCUACCCGGACGGAGACAGGGAGGACGCUGCCGGCCACGCGUCAGCCUUCUUGUGUUACCUCAGCCCGGCCAAGGACGUGGUGAUGACAAACUAAUCUUAACCAUGCUGGACGAUCAAGGCAACGUGCAAGCAACUGGGCAGUUAUCGGGGGCCACCUUUUCUCCAGGGGAAGAAAAUGAUACCUGGGGCAUCCAGAAACAAGCAUGACAGUGCCCACCCAGGCUCCUCCCCGCUCGGGAUUCCAGGCCGUCGGAUCAGUUUUUUGAUGCGUUCUGGACCGUAGGAUCUCGCCUUCGGAUGACCUCGGUCGUCGGAUCAAGCCCGGAUCACUGCUACAAUGAAU
Messenger RNA from Triticum aestivum (bread wheat), 522 nucleotides. Its product is annotated as BTB/POZ and MATH domain-containing protein 2. The transcript has a single exon. Gene Ontology annotation, biological process: protein ubiquitination. The record is from RefSeq and is a predicted model, not a curated record. NCBI's taxonomy places the organism in Eukaryota, Viridiplantae, Streptophyta, Magnoliopsida, Poales, Poaceae. Gene Ontology annotation, molecular function: protein binding. Bases 1 to 273 code for a protein of 90 amino acids.